UGAGCCUUUAGCGAGACAGGGCUACCGGACGUUUUUUAAAGUAUCCCGAGGCACACAGGCAUACGAUCGUUCUCAGGUGCGAUGGCUUUUGAAGUAUAUAUAGUCUUACUGAACGCUCCUCAGGUCCACCUCUAGAUCUGUUACAUCAAUCCAAUCUCCAAUCCAAUCUCCAAUCCAAUCUCCAAUAAAAUCAUCACGUAGCUCUACCGUCCAUACACCAUGUGCCAAAAAAUUCAGUACGAAUAUCGAUGCGGUCACAAAACCUCGACUUGGGACCCGGAGAAUGCGUGGGACUGUCCUAAUGCAACGGUAGAUGAUAAUGGGAUGUACUACCGUUGUAAUCCAGUUGCAUCAACUGCUCGAAUUCCUAUAGCUGGCACCUGCAAUCGUGAUGACACCAUAGUGAUAUGCCGGAGGAGGGUACGGAAAGACUACGGAUGGAGUUGCCACCAAUGUCAGACGAGGACGGUUGGUAGCCUUACCUGUAGCAAUGCUGCGUGCGGACACAAGGAGUGUCAAUAUUGCUGGGACUAGUAGGACAGGUAAGACUUUCCAAAACUAUCUUUGGUUGUUUGUUGUCUUGAUAUAUACCCAUAUGUCAUUGGUUCAAAUUCUGACAAUACUGCAGCUGGCCAUGACCCUGCGGUGAUUCCGUCAGCGAGUUCUUGGCGCGGUGGUGGUCUGGGUUGCAAGAUCGUAGGGCUGUGAAUUUGGGAUAUUUAUUAAAGAGGCUGCAGCUAUCUGAACUACAUUUAGUACCCACAAUCAAACACAUACUUUAUGCUCAGCUUAAUAUGCAAGAUCUUUAUAUUGAAAACUGGACGACAGGAGACGAUGACAUUGAACUCCGUGUGCGUGGUUACGGUGUUGUCUUUUGUAUCCGGUUUUCGCCCGAAACCAUCAAGGCUCCUGUCCUCCUACAACAGCAUUUCAAUUCUUUACACGCCUUAGACACCGAAGCUGGUAGCGAGGUGGCAAACCAGCUGGCAAGACCGUUCGAACCUCUGAUGGCAAGCCUGGCGCCUGAAGCCCAAGACGUCGCCGGCGAUCUACUAUCAGACUACCUAUACCCAAAGCACUUUGUGCUUGAGGCGAGAGCAAGUGCGGAGGAUACAAAGUCAACACCGUUUUUUAGGGCAUCAAUCACCGGACAAGAUCUUACCCUUCCUGGAGGCAACAUUCGGAUGCCGCAAUUGGUAAAUCUGAAGCUCGAGGAAUGGGUAAGGAAUAUAUAUUCAUCAGGUCAAAUUUCGCUUGCACCUUCGAAUCUGGGCGAUGCUCGAUUAAGUGGCCCGAAGAAAGUUCUGGCCGAUGGCAACCCAUUUUUCUUUAAGAGCUUCGGUAAACCUCCGGGAGGGAUCUAUCGGGAGCUUGACAUCUACAAAAGAAUCAAGGAGGCCAUGUCGUUAGGAACAAUUGGGCCCGACCUGCGAAUUUGCCAUUUACAUGGAGUUGUGAUCGACAGAGACAUAUUGGAGACUUCUACGGAACAACGACUUCUUGGGGUCUUGCUUACUUUCAUCGAGACAAAUAAACUGAGUCGGAUGGGGACAUUGUUUUACAGGGUUCGUGGCGGGAAAUGCACAACUGAAACACUUUCCCGCUGGGCAAGCGAAUUGGACGAUUGCAUCACGAAGCUACACAACGCUGGCAUCGUCUGGGGGGAUGCUAGUCCACACAAUAUUCUCGUUAACAAUGAGGGCAAUAUCUGGCUAAUUGACUUUGGAGGAAGCUACACUCCUGGUUGGGUAGACAAGGAAAAGUGCGAAACGGUUGAAGGGGAUUUGCAAGGGAUCGAAAGAAUCAAAAGCUUCCUGGCUAAUCAUUCCGAGAAGGCCAACGGCGUUUGA
Messenger RNA from Hymenoscyphus albidus, 1850 nucleotides. The record is from the annotation of a GenBank genome assembly. Lineage: Eukaryota; Fungi; Ascomycota; Leotiomycetes; Helotiales; Helotiaceae.